AAUAAAGAGGUAAACAAAGCAGGAGAGUGUUUUCCCCAGCUCUGGUUGUGCCAGCCCACGUGCCCACAGCCGUGUCAUUGUCCUUGUCUCUCCCACAGGCAGGACACCAGCGAGAUGUUUGCUGUCUGCCCGGCCAACGGCUCAUUCCGGCAGGGCCAGGGGGCCCCAGCGCUGGGCACGGCCAUCCCAGGGGCAGGACAUGGGCCAGAUUCCAACUCCAACUUCGUGGGAGAGGUGUGUGACAGCAACGAGAACUGGAGCCAGCCAGCGCCGGGGUCCCCGCCGGAGGAGAGCUCCAGCCCGAGCGAAAACACCGCAAAUCCGUCCGAUAAUCUGCUGUUAUUAAUGCAGAGACAGAUGGUCCAGGGCCGGCUUAGGGACGCCGCCCCGGGCCUGGGCGACGUGCACCCCGAGCAGGGGGUGCGCAGCCCCCCCGAGGGAGCGGAGGUCGGCGGGGAGGGGGGAMAAAGCACUGCUGAGGAGGCGUUUGGGGGAUGCACCAAAACCCCGAGCUCCCCUGCCGAGGACAACGGCUACGCCAGCAGCUCCCUGAGCAUCGACAGCCCCGACAGCACCUGCAGCACCACCUGGGACCCUCCUGCCUCUGCCCCCCGAGCYGGGAGCCCCCCAGAACCACAGGCGGCCGAGCCCGAGGUGGAGACUCUCUUCCCAGAGCUGGCGGAGGCCGUGCAGCACCUCCAGGACAAGGAGCGCUUCAAGGAGCGGGAGAAGGAGAAGCACCACAUCCAGCUGGUGAUGUACCGGCGCCUGGCCCUGCUGCGCUGGAUCCACGGCCUCCAGCAGAGAGUGGUGGACCAGCAGAACCGCUUGCAGGAGAGCUUUGACACCAUCCUGGAUAACCGCAAGGAGCUCAUCCGCUGCAUGCAGCAGGGUCCCGCCUGCCUCGCCACCGCGGCUGCCCCYGGUCCCUGAGGUGCCACUGGCACUGCCCAGCCCAGCCCACACCUUCUGGACAGUGUGGCAUUAGCUGGUGGCAUCUCCAUCCUGUACCAAGCGCUCUCCGAGCCUUUGGGUGCCCACCCUGCCCUUCCCAUCUCUCUCCAAUGCACCCAAGAGUCCCCAAAGUGCUCAUCUCCAUGAUCCCUCUGCACUGGAAUUUGUUUUGUSCUGCACCCCGGUCUGGGGUGGCGCUGGGCUGGGUCGACCUCAGGACCUUGGGGUUUGCUGAGCCCAGGGUGACCAGGCUCAUCUUUAAACUGAAUCUAGUCCWUUGUUGAGCCUGGCUGAGCCACACCAGUGCCAGGAUGGCCAUGCUGGAGCCGCAGGGCAGUGAAGCUUCUAAAAUUUCCCUGGGCAAAGCACUUCCAGCAUGUGCUCCCCWCAUCCCUAAYCCUAACCCUAACCCCGACUGGUGUGUCCCUGCAGCCACAGCCCAGCCACCAGUAAAUGUUGCUUUGUGCUGAGAGUGAGAUGUCCUGGGCUGUGACACAGAAAAAAAAUCAUUCUGGGACAUGACCCCAGAAUGCUGAAAACAAAAUUUAAACUAAAUUUAUGUCAAGCGAUCCAACGCCAAUAUAUGUUUUUAAUGUCAGUAUUAGAGAAGGGUUAGUUUAGGUUUAUGUGUGUUUGCACGUCUGUCURUUGUAGGCGAUGCUCUCACUCAGUGCAUGAUCCCAAAGCUGCUCAUGAACUUGUGGUGUUGGUGUUUACAUUAUUUUAUCAUUUGAGMGCAAAGGAUAUUUUUUUCUAAUGUGCAUUUUAGCCAGCAAGAGCUGUACACAGAACCCAAAGGACAAUUGUCUUUACUGGAGAUGAAGAGGAGCUGCUGUGUGUGUUUGCUGUGCUUUGCUGUGUAUCCAUAGGACACGUGUUCCAUKUAAAUGCUGAUGUGGAGGAGCAGCAGUGGGCAGUGAGGGCUGGGCCAGAGGGGUCUGCACUCCCUCCCCUGCCCCAAUUGCCAAGGAAAGCCAGGCACUAAUUCCAUUUCUCRUCUGCAAAAGGAGGGUGAUGAGGAAUUCCAGAGCUGCUGUGUCCUCACAGCCAAACUGCUCUGUGCUGUCGGAGGAUCCCCUUCACCAGGGCCCUGGGGAGCAGCUCAGAUCCUGGCAGCCACCACCCACCAGAUGGGUAUGGAUCAAAAACCAUGGCCAAGCCCACCAGUGACCCACGGGGCAGGGGCAGCACCAACCUCCUGCCACCCCACAUGGGGCACACAGGGCACUGCUCCCCCUGGGGCUGCUGCUGGCAGGGGAGCUGAGGAGAUCCACAAGAAUCUUCUUCCAAAAAGGACAUUUUGGUGGCACGGGGUGCACUCAGCUCAAAGUCAGCACUGGAGGAUUCCAGCAGCUUUCCCACAAGGCUCACAGCACCCUCACCACCCUCCUGCUCGCUCRCGUCCAGCGCCUGCUGCCUCUGUCAUACCCCACACCCGUGAUCGUGGGCAUGUUGCACACCUUAAUAAAAGCCUUGGAGCUGAAGGAGCCGAGCCCCAGUUCCUUUUAU
Malurus melanocephalus (red-backed fairy wren) is the source of this 2463-nucleotide messenger RNA. It is a transcript of the gene CUNH1orf216, whose product is annotated as chromosome unknown C1orf216 homolog. The transcript has a single exon. The coding region runs from base 115 to 933 and encodes 272 amino acids. The record is from RefSeq and is a predicted model, not a curated record. NCBI's taxonomy places the organism in Eukaryota, Metazoa, Chordata, Aves, Passeriformes, Maluridae.